AUGCACGACUUUCCUGGAAUGUUAAGAAGCCUAGAUUGCCUCCACUGGGCAUGGGCUUGUUCUCCGAAUCCUCAUAAAGGGCAAUACACCCGAGGCGAUCAUGGUUAUCCAACCGUUAUACUUGAAGCGGUGGCUUCACAGGAUAUGUGGAUAUGUCAUGCAUUCUUUGGAUCAGUUGGCUCCCUUAAUGACAUCAAUGUUCUUAACAUGUCUCCGUUACUUGACGACAUGUACAACGGGACUGCACCAGACUCCUCUUUUCAAGUAGCUGGAACAUCGUAUAGGAACAGGUAUUAUCUGGUGGAUGGGAUCUAUCUGGAGCAUGCUUAUUUUGUGAAGUCAUUAUCUUGUCUAAAUGAUUGGAAAAGGUUGAAGUUUAAGAGAGCUCAAGAGCGGGCGAGAAAUGAUGUUGAACGAGCAUUUGGAGCUUUGAAAAAACGUUGGCAUAUUCUUAAAUAUCUCGCGUCGUAUAUGGAGGAGAAGAAAAUGAGCGAGGUGAUGUAUACUUGUAUCAUAUUGCAUAAUAUGAUUCUCGAAGACGAAGGAAAUACAAUAUGUGAGUAUAACGAAAACGAGAUCGUUCCACCGACACAAGCUUUUGAGGUUGGAAGUGCGGAGUACACGUCGAGGAGGGCACUAGUUAAUGAUGUUGGGACGCAUCAUGUUCUUCGUCGGGACUUAAUGGAACGUAUUUGGAACGUCAACCACAUCGAUCUUAACACAGAACCGGUUAGCGAUUUGGAAGGUCAAUUUUCCGAUGAAGAUGUUCUUUAG
Messenger RNA from Lactuca virosa, 774 nucleotides. The record is from the annotation of a GenBank genome assembly. Lineage: Eukaryota; Viridiplantae; Streptophyta; Magnoliopsida; Asterales; Asteraceae.